Drosophila nasuta is the source of this 699-nucleotide messenger RNA. RefSeq names its product mitogen-activated protein kinase kinase kinase 7-like. Gene Ontology annotation, molecular function: ATP binding; MAP kinase kinase kinase activity. NCBI's taxonomy places the organism in Eukaryota, Metazoa, Arthropoda, Insecta, Diptera, Drosophilidae. The record is from RefSeq and is a predicted model, not a curated record. Gene Ontology annotation, biological process: JNK cascade; immune response; positive regulation of canonical NF-kappaB signal transduction. The transcript has 4 exons. The coding region runs from base 1 to 699 and encodes 232 amino acids.
AUGCUAUCGCUGGUCAAUCAUGAUAAUAUUGUAAAGUUAAUAGGUACUACAAAAGAUGAGAAUGAAAGAAUGGCCAUUGUAAUGGAAUACGCAGAGUGUGGCUCUCUUUAUGACCUACUGCACAACGAGGAAAAUAAGGACAUCAUCUUACCACAUUCACUACGUAUUAGCUGGAUGCUGCAAUGUGCGGAGGGUCUCAACUUUCUGCAUGAUCAAAACGUUAUUCAUCGGAAUAUAACUACAAGGAAUCUGCUUCUUUUUAACAAUUAUCAAACCCUAAAGAUUUCACUAUCUGAAACAGUGAGGACAGAGGGUACAUUAAUGACAGAAAUUGUUGGAAAUUUUAGAUAUAUGGCUCCAGAAAUUAUGAGAGGGAUGCAAUACACCAAAAAAUGCGAUAUCUAUAGCUUCGGGAUAAUGCUGUGGGAGGUGAUGUCACGAAAGAAACCGUUCUGCGAUGUGAUAACCGGAAUUCAAUUGGCUGCGAAUGUGCUUAGAGGCCAUCGUCCAAAUAGACAUGAUGUCGUCAACAUUAAAAAUUCGAAUGAGAUAAAAAUGUUGAUUACAAACUGCUGGGAUGCGGAUCCACAGCAACGACCUUCUAUGGAGAAAGUAGUCGCAAUUAUGCAAAAUAAUUCUUCUUAUUUAGAGAACGGCAACAAAACUUGGAAUAUGGCGAAAAACUGCACGAUUACUUAA